This is a messenger RNA of Colius striatus (speckled mousebird), 3503 nucleotides long. RefSeq names its product Putative F-box/LRR-repeat protein 21 (gene FBXL21). Gene Ontology annotation, molecular function: protein binding. The transcript is spliced from 7 exons. The record is from RefSeq and is a predicted model, not a curated record. Gene Ontology annotation, cellular component: nucleus; cytosol; SCF ubiquitin ligase complex. Gene Ontology annotation, biological process: SCF-dependent proteasomal ubiquitin-dependent protein catabolic process; G2/M transition of mitotic cell cycle; regulation of cell cycle. Bases 431 to 1741 code for a protein of 436 amino acids. NCBI's taxonomy places the organism in Eukaryota, Metazoa, Chordata, Aves, Coliiformes, Coliidae.
UCCUCCCCCCGCGAGCGGCGGUGUGGCCAGGGCGCUCGGCGGGCUCUGGGGUGUUUGGCGGCUGCUCACCCUGCUCUGCGGCUGGCUUCGGCCCUGCCACUACCAGGGAACCGUGCGGAGGCGGCGGAGGUGAAAGCAGACAGAUGCUUGUGAGUGCCCCAUGGCUGCAGCUGCCUCAGUUCAUUCAUUUGUUGCCUAUUGUAACUUGGAAGCAUCCUUUAGGUCAGUUCAUCUUCUGGGACCCGUCCCUGCCUUCUGGUUAAGGAAUCCAUGCACACAUACGGGAUGACUAACCUGUUCAGAUGCCAGAAAGGUGCUGUUAACUUGACAAGAACUUCCACAUUGUUUGGAGAGACCUGCUGUACUUGAAACAUUUCAGGAAACUGCAGUUUCAGUACAUCAGAUUGUUCCAGUACCUGAAACUUUCACGAUGAAGAGAGCUAGGCAGAAAUUUGGGGUUGAAAAUGAAGCUCCUCAAACAUCACAGAAAAGCAAAAAACAUAAAGCUUGUUCAUGUGGCUCAGCAUUUGGUGAAUCUGACUUGCAUGCCUUCAUGGACUGGGGAAGCCUCCCCCACCACGUUAUUCUGCAGAUUUUCCAGUUUCUACCUUUAGUAGAUCGAGCCAGGGCAUCUUCUGUUUGUCGAAGGUGGAAUGAAGUUUUUCACAUCCCAGAUCUCUGGAGGAGGUUUGAAUUCGAACUCAACCAGCCAGCUACGUCUUACCUAAAGUCUACACAUCCUGAUCUCAUUCAGCAGAUUAUCAAGAGGCAUGCUGAUCACCUGCAGUACGUCAGCUUCAAGGUUGAUAGUAGCACGGAGUCAGCAGAAGCAGCCUGUAACAUCCUUUCUCAGCUGGUGAACUGUUCUAUCAAGACACUGGGUUUGAUUUCUACAGCAAAACCAAGCUUUAUGAAUGUCUCUAAGGCUCAUUUUGCUUCAGCGCUGACAGUAGUUUUUGUAAACUCCAAGUCAUUAUCAUCAAUUAAAGUAGAUGACACGCCACUUGAUGAUCCUUCCUUGAAGGUUCUUGUUGCUAACAAUAGUGAUACUCUGAAACUGCUGAAAAUGAGCAGCUGUCCUCAUGUAUCGCCUGCUGGAAUUCUUUGUGUUGCUGACCAGUGUCAUGGACUUAAGGAGCUGGCUUUGAACUACUACAUAUUAAGUGAUGAACUGCUGCUGGCACUUUCAAGUGAAAAACAUGUUGAUCUUGAACAUCUUCGCAUAGAUGUUGUGAGUGAAAAUCCUGGACAGGUUGAAUUUCACACUAUUAAAAAGCAAAGCUGGGAUGCUCUUGUGAAACACUCCCCCAAAGUCAACAUUGUGAUGUAUUUCUUCUUAUAUGAAGAAGAAUUUGAUGCCUUCUUCAGAGAGGAAACCCCCGUUACCCACCUUUACUUUGGUCGUGCAGUAAGCAAAGCAAUGCUGGGUCGUAUUGGCAUGAAUUGCCCCAGGUUAAUUGAGUUGGUUGUGUGUGCUAAUGGACUUCAGCCUUUGGAUGAUGAGCUCAUUCGGAUUGCAGAGCGCUGUAAGAACUUAACAGCGAUGGGACUUGGUGAAUGUGAAGUAACUUGCAGGGGUUUUAUUGAAUUUGUAAAGAUGUGUGGAGGCAGGCUUACCCAGCUUUCUAUAAUGGAGGAGGUACUGAUUCCAGAUAAUGAUUAUAGCUUAGAUCAACUUCAUUUGGAAGUCUCCAAACACCUUGGAAGAAUGUGGUUUCCUGACAUGAUGCCGACAUGGUAAAUCCUCUAUGUUUGUGAAUAAAAUGGUAGAGUCAGGGUGUUGCUUUCUAUGCAAAUAAAGAAUUUAAAAAUGAAGUGUGGAAACUUAUUUCCAGAUUUGAGUUUUUCUACCUUUAGAACCUCUAGAACAGCAAAGCAUUCUAGAGCAUUAAUUAGAUAUGUACUGGAGUAGAAAGUAGAUCAAGUGUACUUGACACUUCUGAAAAUAUGCCUGUGGUUUACAGAUGCUUCUGAUUUUAGUGAAUUUGGGCUUCUCUGAGCUUUGGAUUAAAUUUUUCAUUCACAUUGAAGUUGUGUUUUUUCAUACCUUUGUUUAGUCUUUCGGAUAUAGUCAUGAGAGGAGUAGAGAAGUUCUUUUCCUUUAGCAAAUCUAUUUUUAUGGGAAGGUGGAUACAGUUUGGAAUUCAGUAUUAUUAUAUCAGGAUGUUUUAUGCAGCUAUUUUUCAAAAUAUUAAUGUUGUAAAUGUAAAAGCUUGUGCAUUAGAAUACUUAGGCUAGCCUGGGUUACUCAAAUAUAAUCUAGGUUAAACUCAUGCCAAUAUAUUAGAAUGUUGUGGUUAAUUAAGCUUAUACUUACAAAAAACUUUACAGUUUUAAAUUGCACUUUUAAGUCAUUUUGUCAAAUUACCUAAACUGUAGAAACUGCAUUGUACAGUAUGUUGUUCUUCUGUCCUAUGCAUUAAAAAGAUGGGCAAGAGACCUUGUUAAAAUUACUGAAUUUAGAAGUUUGGAUAUAGAUUGGUUGCUUGGGUGGAUGACAGAGCCCUUUGGAAACUGACAGAGUAUAAAGGCAUAACUUCUGGUCUCGUGAGAGAUCAGGCCUUUGAUUACAAAGGACAAUGUCCAAAGGCUGUGCCAUGCUUUCGUUAUUUGAGGGAUAAGAAGGAUCUUGUAAAUGUGGCUAGUGAGAAGGAAGGAUCAAGUGCAAUACAGUUGACUCUGAUCACUUUCUAUCUGGGGUCAAGGAUUUAAAGCACAUAAAAAAUAAAUUAUUUGCCAGUUAGAGGCUAAAGUGGCCUGUAGUAAUCUUGCCUGUAUCUCACAGAGCUGUGCUGUAAACCCUGAUUUCUAGAGUAAGGGUCUCUGGAGCUGAUCCUGAAAUUUUUUAUUCAGGGCUGUUUAAUACUUCUUACUGUACAUUUUUUUUUUUGGUUUGUUGGGUUUUUUUUUUGAGAGGAAGAUUUUAUUUCUUUAUUUUCAUUAACGGAAGAUUUUGUUUCUUUAUUUUCUUUGAAGGGUAGAGGAAUAGACCAAGUUGAUGUGAAUUAAGUAUGUAUUUUUGUGUUGACCUUUUAUGCACUGUAAACUGAAAUGCAUUGUAUACAGAUUCUGCUGUAAUUGUUUUCAUGCUGUAGUUGUGUUUUCUUCCUGUUUAUAAUGAGUCGUAUGCAUCUGAUUUGCUGGUGGUAUUUGUCACAUCGGGUAAGAUGUCAGUUUCUUCCAUACUUCUCUACUGCAAAAUAACAGCUGAUGGGUUAAGUUGCUGCUGUCUUGGACAAACAUGCUCCCAGUUGCAAGCUGAACGAUUUAGGGAAACAUCUAAUGCCUGUCAGAAUCAGUAAUGUGUUACUGCCUGUUGCACUGUUCCGAAGCGUCUGACUCUGGCUGCUAGCACCUCUUACCCAAGCAUGCACUGGCAUAAUCAAAGGAGUUACGAUUGUCUUUUAAAGAAAAGACUGAAAUAUUUCUAAAGAAUAUUUGGUUUAAAAUAUGUGGUUUGAUUUAAACUUAAACACAAUAAAGUGAUGUAAUAUGUGCACUGA